Messenger RNA from Macroventuria anomochaeta, 2445 nucleotides. RefSeq lists its product as uncharacterized. Gene Ontology annotation, biological process: intra-Golgi vesicle-mediated transport. The record is from RefSeq and is a predicted model, not a curated record. Lineage: Eukaryota; Fungi; Ascomycota; Dothideomycetes; Pleosporales; Didymellaceae. Gene Ontology annotation, cellular component: Golgi membrane. Bases 214 to 2418 code for a protein of 734 amino acids. The transcript is spliced from 4 exons.
GUUCCUGGCAGUGGAGGUGGUCCCUCAGGUACAAGCUCAUGAUUGCGGCCAAUCGGUCGCCUAGCCUGCCGCGCGCGCGUCACCCCCAGCUUCGUGUCUACAUGAGCUUGACCACGACACAGGAUAGCGGGACUCGUCAAAUACGGGACUGCCAUCUGGCUGACAUAGCAUAUCUACGACUGCACGCGUGUGAAGGCGACCGAGAAUAUAACCAUGGAGGGCGGUCUGGACGUUGAAGCGCAUGCGGCGCAAGAGGAAGAGCCGAAGCAAGCAGGUGGGGAACCAGAGACAGAAGAGGGCAAUAAGUUCCAGAAAGCCAUUGGAGCCUGGAGGAAUAUCGAUCUUACUGCCCUCAUUCCUCAACUCGACACCGUAGCCUCAGACGUCGUCGCACACCAGAGGGACACUCUCACACAGAGGAAAGAACUGGCGCAAAAGACCAAAGACUUCAGGAAGCUAGACGAUGAAAGCAAGCUCAGCGACAUCAAAGGCCUCCUGAAGUCAUACCAAAACUUCAUUGACCUCAUAUCCAACCACUCCAAGACCGUCCAAGCCUCCUUCUUCCAAGUCUACUCACCGCUAUCAGAGGCACCCGACCCAUACCCUCUCCUCGAAGCCUCCGUCGACUCCCUUGUAACCGCCGAAGAAGUUGUCCCGAAGCUCACAUCUGAGAACGCACGGUUACAAAAGACUGUCGCAAGCUUGACAUCACAACUGGAGGAGUCAGAGAAGAAGCUCGAGGAGGAACGCACAGCCCGCAAGACCGUCGAGGACAGCCGCGACAGCAAGAUCAAGGAGAUUGAGGCUUCAUGGUCUGCAGUUCUAGACGAAAAGAAGGACAACUGGGAGGCAAAGGAGAAGAGUCUGGAAGAGAAGGUCGAGAGUCAGGAUCGACUGUUGAAAGAGCUCAAGGCCAACUACGAGGUAUCUCAGAGGCUAGGCAACGGGGACGAGAGUGCAGGGCAAAGCACCGGCGCUACAGCGGCAGAACUCGAGAUUGUCAGCUCGGAAUUGGAGAGGACAAGCCACCGCCUGGCUGAGGUCGAAGCACGCAACGAACAACUGCGCCUGGACCUUGCGCAAACUGCCUCUGCACAGGCCCAGCACGUUGCUGUGGAGGACGACCCAGCUUUCCUUCGCCUACGCUCUGAGAACUCGUCAUUGUUGCGCAAGCUUGAGAAUGCACGAUUCGAGAAAGACUCUGAGCGCACACGCCUCGAGACCGGCUCACGCAACCUAGAAAGAGAAAUCAAGUCCCUCAAGAGCGAGAAGGAUGCUUUGCGCGAAAAGGUGCAGAAGUGGAGUGACUACGAUAAUGUGAAGCAGGAGUUGGAGGUGCUCAAGUCAAUCGAGUUCGCAACAGGCGACGAUGACGACGAGGCAACUGAGAUCGCCCUCUCGCAAAACGGUGCUGCUGGCAAAGGAAAGGGCGAAACAUUAGAGCAAUUGCUGCUGGCGCGUAACAAGAAGAUCAGCAACGAGCUGACGGUCUUGCGUGUGUCUCACAACGAUUUGCAAAGCAGAUUGGAGGCCCUACAAGAAGAGCUAUCACAGGCCAACAUGGAGCUCGAGAAGUCAAGAGCGCUCAAUGAGACGUUGGAGGCUGAUCUCGAAAAAGUGCAACAAGAGGCGUCGAAUGCAUUCGAUCCCUCUGGCAUGUCAGUGGCAGGGACCUAUGUGUCCAGAUACCCACAGUCGUCCUUCGCAGGCACAAGACGUGGAAGAGCGACAUCACCUACCUCAUCUAUCAUCUCCGGGUUCGACAAUUCUUCACAAAACACCCUCGCCUCACUGCGCGCUGGUGAGCAGGUGGGCGGAGGCUCCGGUAUCCUGCCUAUGGUUACAGCGCAGCGUGACCGCUUCAAGAAGCGCAAUUCCGAGCUCGAGGCCGAGCUCCAAAAGUCACAUUCGACGAUCUCCUCACUGCGAUCUGAAAUCGGCUCGCUUCAGAAGGACAACCUCGACCUCUACGAGAAGACGCGCUAUGUGUCAUCUUACAAUGCACAUAAUAGAGGUCCCGUAACCUCUGCGUCAUCGUACGGAGCCAAUCCAAACCCAUCCACUGUUCAGAUCGGCGACAAUGCGACCGACCGGUACCGUUCCGCCUACGAGUCGAAUCUGUCACCUUUCGCUGCCUUCAGAGGCAGAGAGUCAGCUCGCGCGAUGAAGCGCAUGCACAUCUUCGAGCGCAUGGUCUUGCGCGUAACGAAGUUCGUGCUACAGACAAGAACGAGUCGGAACAUAUUCGCAGCGUAUUUGCUAGGUCUGCAUUUCAUGGUGUUCUGGAUGCUCUUCUCGACUGCCGGAACACACACAGGUAGCACGAUUGGAGUUGCUGCCGGCUCAGCAGCUGGGCCUAUCGACGUGGGACCUGGUGAUCUUUGGCACAAGGACACGGUUGAUGAUGGGACCACGUAGAUCUUGGUGUAGCUAUGUACUUUUUGC